UCCGUAUCUCAUCCAAAAUCCCAAGAUGGGCCCUCCAUUCGACAACCUACCCUCCACUGUCCUGAUUCGGGUCUGCGACUACCUUGAUCGCGACCACACCUCGAGCCUUGCUGCCUUCGCACGUACCAGCAAGUCCUCUCAUGCAGCCGCAACAGUUUUCCUCUUCCGAACUAUCAAAUUUGGAGUCUCGUCUCUCAACCAUAUCGCUGGCGAUGUUCAACGAAGUCAUGAGAUGCUGCAGCGCACUCGUAGCUUCGGCCGUGUACAUUGUCUGAUUAUAGAUUGCGCUUGGCCUCAGGAUGACAGCGACGGAUCUCAUCCUAGAGACCAAAGACCCUACAUCAAUAUCACCGCUGAGGAGCGUGGAUACUAGAACCGCUUGUUCAAUGGACCCCAGCGGCAUGUUUUCAAGUCAGAUAUCAUGCCUGCCAUGGCCACCUACAAGACAAACGACGCCUGGAAGCCACUUGCCAGUCUUCUCAAGAAGUUGCCUGCACUCAUGGAUCUGAGAUACGGAUUUCCUGGCCAGUUUCCACCCUGUCUGCUCGAGGCAUUGCACAAAUACCUUCCCCGGUGCAGGCUUCACAUCAACACCUUCAAGCUUCGCAGCCUUAACGCUCCUUCUACAGAUCCAUAUGAACUGAUGCUUGCCACCUCACCCUCACUGACCAGCAUUCGAGUGGAAUGCGACAUGCAACACGGCUAUAUCACCAAGCAUAUCCCGAACUUCAACUAUGAAGCAGUGCAGAGCAUGGUAGGCGGUCUAGCACCUAACUUGAAAGAACUGCAAAUCUUCCAUGCAGACUGGGAGGCAAAUCUAGAUAGUUAUCUCCGUUCAAAGGCAUGGAGGGGCCUUACAUCUAGCGACCAGAUAGAAAGCUCCCGUCCAGUUUCUGGCUCUCUGCGAUGUCUCGAGAUAGAUGUCGGUCACGCGAUGAUCGAGCCACAGCUAAUCGAAACCUGGAAGGCACACACGGACUUCUCAAUUGUAGAAACGCUGAAGCUGGAGUCAUACAUUUCACAAGAUACGUUUGCAUGUUUGGCUGCAAAUUCCAGCCUUCCGUCGUUGAAGAGGUUGGUGUUGAGACUCGCAGGCAGAUAUAUUGACCGUCGACAAACGAACGAAUUCUUUGACAUUGCAAGAAGCUUUCUUUGCCAAUUGCCGCCGUUAGAGUCUCUUGAACUCACGGGCGAGCUCUUCAGUCUUGAUAUGAAUUCAAUUCCCGGACAUCACGGUGCUGCGUCGUGGAGGAGACUGUGGAAACUCGACUCAUCGUUGCUACUUGGCAUUAAAAAUCAUCUUGGAUAUUUGUGAAAAGGUCUCCUCGUCAUCCUGCAUCGCGGUCGUGGAGUUCUGAGAAGGAGUGAUAGGGUGAAGUGUGUCGAAGCACAACUGACAGAGGCUGCGAGAACGGCAAUGGAAGUUCAAGGCAUCGUGCACUAGCUUGCAUCAAACCCCAUCUUGGGCAUCCAGAGAACAAAUCCAACGCUUCUCCUGGU
Messenger RNA from Hyaloscypha bicolor E, 1500 nucleotides. RefSeq lists its product as uncharacterized. The transcript has a single exon. NCBI's taxonomy places the organism in Eukaryota, Fungi, Ascomycota, Leotiomycetes, Helotiales, Hyaloscyphaceae. The record is from RefSeq and is a predicted model, not a curated record. The coding region runs from base 422 to 1315 and encodes 297 amino acids.